Rhea pennata is the source of this 3710-nucleotide messenger RNA. RefSeq names its product ring finger protein 182 (gene RNF182). Bases 509 to 1246 code for a protein of 245 amino acids. The record is from RefSeq and is a predicted model, not a curated record. NCBI's taxonomy places the organism in Eukaryota, Metazoa, Chordata, Aves, Rheiformes, Rheidae. Gene Ontology annotation, molecular function: ubiquitin-protein transferase activity. Gene Ontology annotation, biological process: protein ubiquitination. Gene Ontology annotation, cellular component: cytoplasm. The transcript is spliced from 2 exons.
AUUUUACAGAAAUAACUUUAGUAAAUGGGAUUUCCCCAAUAUAUUUCUCUAAACAGAAAUUGUAACAUAUGGGUAUUUCCAUCCAAACCAGAGAAAUUGGGCAACUUCCCCUCUUUCUGAGAAAACAGACUGAAGGGUCUCCCAGCUGGUAUAUUUGCUCUACUAAUUUUGUUCCUUCCUUUCCAUCAGUUUUUGCCUGUGUGGAGAAUUGGUAUUUCCUGUCUUCCCUGUGAGUGAACCUUUGCAAGAGGUUCUUUUUCUUGGCAAAAAUUCCAGAUUGUCUUUUUUUUACAUAGAUGCCUGGCUUGGUGUAAAGGAUCUGCAGUACAGCUUCCCUAGCAGAAGCUGAAAAUGGACGUCUGCUACUGAUGCUUUUUGACAACUUCAUUUCCUCUUUUCCUGAUUGAGAUGGGUGAAAUGAUUACUAGGGAAAAAAUUUAAAAUAAGCCCGGGUGACGUAAUUGUCCAUUGACUUCUCUUGCCAGAAGUCUGAAAACCAUCAGAAGAAAUGAACAGUCAACUACCAGAGGAGUCUGUGGAGUCGCAGAGCUCAGAUGAGCUUGAGUGCAAGAUCUGUUACAACCGCUAUAACUUGAGACAGAGAAAACCAAAAGUGCUGGAGUGCUGUCACAGAGUAUGUGCCAAAUGUCUUUGCAAGAUCAUAGACUUUGGAGACUCUCCCCAAGGAGUCAUAGUAUGCCCGUUUUGCAGGUUCGAAACCUGCCUGCCAGAUGAUGAGGUUAGUAGUCUUCCUGAUGACAAUAACAUCCUUCUGAAUUUAGCUUGUGGGGGAAAGGGGAAGAAGUGCCUGCCAGACAACCCAACAGAACUGCUGCUGACGCCCAAAAGGUUGGCGUCCCUGGUUAGUCCUUCUCACACCUCUUCCAAUUGCCUGGUUAUAACAAUCAUGGAAGUACAAAGAGAAAGUCCCCAGACCCUGAACUCAACCCCUGUGGUGGAAUUUUACAGGCCUACGAGUUUUGACUCUGUUGCGACUGUAUCCCACAACUGGACAGUGUGGAACUGCACAUCUUUGCUCUUCCAGACUUCAAUUCGGGUGCUAGUUUGGUUGCUAGGGUUGCUGUACUUUAGUUCCUUGCCUUUAGGGAUUUAUUUACUGGUGUCUAAGAAAGUCACCCUGGGGGUUGUCUUUGUAAGCCUUGUUCCUUCGAGCCUUGUUAUUCUUAUGGUUUACGGCUUUUGCCAGUGUGUUUGUCAUGAAUUUCUAGACUGCAUGUCUUCUUGAUAACAAAUAACAGUGAAAUAAGAGGUAUUGCCAUGUAUGUAGCAUAGUUGAUUUAGCCUUUGUUUGUAUUCUUAUUUAUUCUCAUUAUUGUCCAUGUCACUAGAUGGAAACAGUAGUCCUAGUUUUACAGUCUUUUUAUUUCUGUUAGAUUUGUUAUUUAUUGUCAGCUCUUUUUUCUUUAAGCUAAACAAUGGAAAUAAAAUUUAUGCGCUGAUUUUAAUAGGCCAGACUGUAGAGAGGGGUAAAUCAAAAUUGCCAAAAUUGGUGCCUGCUGUGCAGCCCUUAUUUGAAGCCAUUUGCCUUCCAUUGGCUUGCUCACAUGAGUCAAGACUGCAGGAUCAGUCCUGGAAGAAAUUAGUACAACAGUCACCCUCUAGGUCAAAGUACAGCAUCUCUUCAUCAAAAGCAUCUCAUGCUUUGAAAUACCUGUUAUUUCUGCUAGUGAAUGAAAUCACUUUCUUAAUUAAUAAUGUAAGAAGAACAAGUUACCAUUGCUUUUCCCAAUUCUUGUUGCACCAGGAAUAUUUGUGGGAGACCAAUGGUUAUGGAUUUCCUGCAUCCUGGGCAUGGGGAAUCUAUUUUUUUUUUCCCCAUGCUAGACACAUCCUCCAAAACACUUUCCCUAAACAGAGGCCUCCAUUAUUUCCCCCUAUGGUUGCAGCUCCCUCUGAGUUACUCCUAAUAGUAAGUACUUUUAGGGACCUAGCUGUACAUUUACUCUAGAUGCACUUUUUUUAAGUGUGCAUCACCUCGGGCUUCCCCUCGCAGGGUCAGAGCUCUCCAAACUUCCCCAGCUAUCUUCCUUUAUGUGUACCCUCCCUCUGAGCACAUCUGCCCCCACGCCAUAAGCCCUCCUAACAAAUUGCCUGACUGAUCUUGUGCAUGCCUACUCUCGGGUAGCUACAGUGGAGAAUUUCCCUUAAGUGACUUCAGCGAUCAAGAUAGAUCUUUAUUCCCCAUCACUAGGAAAUGGACCUUCGAUGACUAAUACAAAUUUCAGAAAAAUUCUGAAAUCAUUAACUGUUUUUUGUUUGCUUGUUUGUUUUUUGUUUUUUGGGGUUUUUUUUGCUCUCUGAGUUCACAGAAUGCGCACUAUAAGGAGGUACCAUGACUUUUGAGAAGAAUUCUGUUUAAUGCAUAAUGCUUCGAAGUGCUGAAUACCCAGAACUCCUUCCCUCACCAGAGUGAGGUUAUGGCGCUCUAGAUGCAGCAACUCAUGUAACUUGACUGGUUGCGUCCAGAGGAUGCAUGGCAUGGUUUGCCAUUCUGCAGGCACAAUGAGGCCCUGUAAGGUUUCUUUGGAUGUUUAGGCUAUUUCUUAAACUAGUGGAAGGAACACAACAAUAAAAAGAAAUAUUUAAUGUGUAUGUGCAACUAGCUCUAGUCAGUGCCAUAAUUAAAAAUUCAUUUCCCUGUGCACAACAGAAUAAAAAAUGAAAAGGAGCAGUUGAUCAGUGCAAACAAGGCUUUUGGAUCAGGCACAAGAUUUAGUAUUCUCAGCAUAGUGUCAGAGGGAGAGGGGACUUGUUGUGUGAAGACUGAAUGUAUGGCCUAGCAAUAUUCUCAGAGCAAACUGACUCUGGUAAAAAUGAAAAAUACCAAUGGGAAAUGAAAAGCAUAAGUGGCUGUUGUGUCUAUCCAGAGGACUUAAAGUCAAGCUGGUCUAAUUUUGGUAGACAAUACGAGUAGUAUCAACAGUUUUCAUUGCUAUUGUAAACACAGGAAAAAAUGUGGAAACCUAAAGCUGCUGCUUUUCUUGACACUUGUUUAUAAUAGUGCACAUAUGCAUAUAUAUAUAUAUAUAUAUGUAGAUGCACAUAUGCAAGAAGAAAACAUCUAGUAAGAUUAUAGUUUUCAAGUGUAUGAAGUUACAGAGCUAUGUACUGAAUAGAUAAAGGAAAUCUUUUAUUCUUUUCUGUAAUCACUUGCUAAUAUUAGAACUAAAAUAUUUUCAAAAUUCCUAGAAAUGGCUAUUCCUAAGUAAUUGUUUUUAAUGCUUGUGGUAAAGUACAUGUAGUUAGAAGAGUUGUCAUCUCUAGUCCUGGUACACUGCAAGCUGUGACUGAUGUAUGAACUCAUAAAUUUUAAGCAUCCAAACACAAUCAUGUCAAAAAAGAAAGAAAUAGAAAACUAUCUGGUUUUAUAAUACUUCAUAACUCUGGGAAAAUAUGUAUUUGUAGUGUUAAGGGAUUUAUAUAUUUUAGGGUUUGUUCAAUAUGUCUGAAUAUAUUAUCUCUAAUAAAGGGCUGGCUGAAAGAGGAAGUAGGUUCUGAAACUCUGUGACAUAUAUAUAUUACCUCUGUACAUGUCUGCAGUGCUACCUGUUGUCUUUUCCUGGGUGUAUUUUACUGGGUUUUUUUUCCUUCAGGUUAAUUAUGAUUAUGUCAGCUCCAGUACCAGAUAAUUUUGUACUCCAUUUUAAAAUGGAGCCUAAUCUCAGAAGAAUUACAGUGGUACCAGUUGG